This is a messenger RNA of Xenopus laevis (African clawed frog), 1979 nucleotides long. It is a transcript of the gene foxd2.L, whose product is annotated as forkhead box D2 L homeolog. The record is from RefSeq and is a predicted model, not a curated record. Gene Ontology annotation, biological process: regulation of transcription by RNA polymerase II; regulation of DNA-templated transcription; cell differentiation. Gene Ontology annotation, cellular component: nucleus. The coding region runs from base 253 to 1296 and encodes 347 amino acids. Gene Ontology annotation, molecular function: sequence-specific DNA binding; DNA-binding transcription factor activity, RNA polymerase II-specific; RNA polymerase II cis-regulatory region sequence-specific DNA binding. The transcript has a single exon. NCBI's taxonomy places the organism in Eukaryota, Metazoa, Chordata, Amphibia, Anura, Pipidae.
AGGGCAGUAGAAUCGCAGUGGUCCUGGCACUUGUGUCGGCGAGGUCCUGUCACCGAGUUGGGGGAAAUCUCCUGAAAAGGGGGUGCAACACAGACAGUGAUGAGGUGCCAGUGGGAUGAAUGCUGAUCGCUGCUUCUCUCUCCGACAAGACACAGUGAAUUGUGGAAGAGGGCAGCCCAUUCAGUCUUGUUCCACUAGGGGGGUCGUGGAGUUUGGAUUGGGAGUAGCCGCGAACUUCUUGGCCUCAUUACAAUGACUUUGGGCGCAGAGAUGUCUGAUAACUCGCUACUCUCGGAAGACACCGACAUCGAUGUGGUCGGUGACAUGGGCGCCAAGGAUGGCAAGUACUCCGAUUACCACUCGGACAACGACUCUGAUGACAACGUGGCCAGAUCUCACAGGGGAGAAGCCGCUUCCCCAGACCUGUCAUCCGGAUCAGAGUCAAACCAGAGAGCGGAGAAGAGCCCCAAGAACGCGCUGGUGAAGCCCCCCUACUCGUACAUCGCUCUGAUCACCAUGUCCAUCCUGCAGAGCCCCAAGAAGAGACUGACCCUCAGUGAGAUCUGCGAGUUCAUCAGUAACCGCUUCCCCUACUACCGGGAGAAGUUCCCCGCCUGGCAGAACUCCAUCCGCCACAACCUCUCGCUCAACGACUGCUUCGUCAAGAUCCCCCGGGAGCCCGGCAACCCCGGCAAGGGAAACUACUGGACUCUGGACCCGGAGUCGGCCGACAUGUUUGAUAAUGGCAGCUUCCUGCGAAGGAGAAAAAGGUUCAAAAGGCAACAAAGUAGCGAGAUCCUGAGGGACCCCAGUAGCUUCAUGCCUGCCGCCUUUGGAUAUGGACCUUAUGGCUACAAUUAUGGGCUCCAGCUGCACAACUACCAGCAGCAGCACCCGGGUGCCACCUUCUCUUUCCAGCCCAGCCACUGCCCUCUGCCCCCGCCGGCCUCAGUCUUCUCCAGCCCCACCUUGUCCCCUUUCCUGGGCAAUGAACUCAGUAGGAAAUCCUUCUACUCGCAGCUGAGUCCCACCUUGCCCAUCUUACACACUUUAAAACCCGAUGCGCAGAGCCGACCUUCCUUCUCUAUAGACAAUAUCAUAGGGGGAUCCGGAUCCACCCCGAGCCCGACCUCCCCAUACACAGCCCAGCCCGGGACCCACCCGCCGGUCAUUGCAAUGCUCAGCCCAUCACUGGCCCCAAUGCACAACCAUCUCAACUUGGCCCACGAAAACCUCUUGCCAACUGGACAGAACUUUUCCAGUAAAAUCACAAAUCUUAGCAGCUGUCACUUUUAAAAAAACAAAAAAAAAUCAUUUGUCUCAACCUGUGUAUUUAAGGUAGGAAUCAUUAUUUUUGUUUUUUUAUAGAACUAUUGACCUGCAUCCUGUUACCCCAAUCGAAAGAAAUUUAUUAUCUAUUUAUAAAGUGUAAAUUUGUAAUGUUGAGGCUACCCUUACCUGAUGCAUCACCGCAAUUUCAGCACCAUUAUUAUUUGCCUUGGGGGCCCAGUUUUCACCCAAAUCUUACAGGCGUUUUUACGCUAUUUAAGAAACAAUUGCACAGCGCAGUCUCUUCUUUUACCUUCUCUUUUCACUCGUUGAGCUCUUAUUGAAAUGAUUUCUGUUAUAAGCACUGCUACCCCAAUCUCAGGAUUAGAACACUUUAACAUAACAUGCCGUUUGUUUGUUUUGUCACAAGAGGUCUUAAACAUAUUAAUAACCUUCUUACCCAAAUGGGGCUUUGAUAUGUCUCCCAACAAAUGCCCUUUUUUUUUUCUACGUGUGUUUUGUGUAUAUGUAAUUAUGUAUAUAAAUAGUGUAUAGUUCGGAGGGUUAUGUGACCUCUUAACCACAGCUGUGCAUUGUUUUGUGUUUAUAUCUCAUGAAAUGGACGUGUGAAUAAUUCAAUGGUGUAUGUGAAAACAAGCAAUUGUGCACCAUUUGGUGAAAAUUUUUAAAUAAAUAUUUGUGAACUUUAA